AUGAGCAGCACCUUACCCCCUCAAGUGAACACCAUUGUUUAUGAAGGACAAUAUGCACCACAACUUACGGCUUUUGAUUUGCUAUUUAUCGGCGGGUUGGGUGACGGUUACUCCACCGUGCCAUAUCUCAACGAUAUCACCACAGCUCUCGAAGCUGAGAAAUGGUCUGUGUUCUCAGUAGAACUCACCUCAUCAUACAAGGGAUGGGGUUUGAGCAAUCUAGACAGUGACGUUGACGAGAUUGGCAAAUGUGUCGAGUACGUGAAGGGGUACAAAUCCGCCAGUGAGCAAGAACCUGGCAAGAUUGUGAUCAUGGGCCAUUCUACUGGAAGCCAGGAUGUGCUUCAUUACCUCUAUUCCCAAAAUCCAGGGCCGGAAGCUACGACUCCAAGACCCCCAGUGGACGGAGCUAUUAUGCAAGCUCCUGUUUCUGAUCGAGAAGCCAUACUCAAUAUCGUAAAAUCGGGAAAUGAUCAAGACACCCCGGCGGAGCUGACUCAAAUAUAUAACAAUCUCAUCUCCAUGGCGAAGAGCGAAAAGACCCUUGGGGGGAAGGAUGUCAUCUUGCCAAUUUGGAUGGUAGGGAAGGUAUACAUACCUGACACUGCCGUCUCUGCUACAAGAUUCCUUAGUUUGGCAAGUCCAGAUAGCCCGGAAGCUCCAGGGGAAGAUGAUCUGUUUAGCUCUGAUCUUACAGAUGCUAGACUUCAAGAGACGUUUGGUAUGAUUUCGUCUAAGGGCCUGUUGAAGAAGUCACUUCUUGUUAUUCCGGGCGGCGAUGAUGAAUAUGUGGCUCCGUGGAUUGAUAAGGAAAAGCUAUUGGAAAGAUGGAAGGCCGCAACGACGAAAAACUCGAAAAAUCCACACAUCUGGUCCACAGAUAGUGCCAUAAUUGUUGGAGCUAAGCAUUCGCCGAGCGGGCCUGAUCAAGCUCAACCGCGCAAGGAUUUGGUUUCAAGGGUUAAAGCUUUUUUGGCCGAUAUUGAGAGACAGAACUGA
Molecule: messenger RNA, 999 nt
Organism: Histoplasma mississippiense
Lineage: Eukaryota; Fungi; Ascomycota; Eurotiomycetes; Onygenales; Ajellomycetaceae
Exons: 4
Coding region: 1-999 (332 amino acids)
Source: RefSeq, a predicted model, not a curated record